Molecule: messenger RNA, 897 nt
Organism: Polychytrium aggregatum
Lineage: Eukaryota; Fungi; Chytridiomycota; Chytridiomycetes; Polychytriales
Product: Brix domain-containing protein
Exons: 5
Coding region: 1-897 (298 amino acids)
Biological process (GO): ribosomal large subunit assembly; rRNA processing
Cellular component (GO): nucleolus
Molecular function (GO): rRNA binding
Source: RefSeq, a predicted model, not a curated record
AUGCGGCGCUACGAUGAAGACGAGCAGGAGCAGGAGCAAGAGGACGGCGAUGAGGACAAUGAGGGCCUGGAUGACGGCGAUGAUGCCGAUACUGGCGCAAGCCAGGGCCCAGCCAAGAUCCGCCAGCGAGUGCUUAUCCUCUCCUCGCGCGGCAUCACCCACAGAUUCCGGCACCUGAUGAAUGACUUGAAUGUGCUGAUGCCGCACUCAAAGAAAGACAGCAAGUUUGACUCAAAGUCCAACCUGGAUGAGCUGAACGAACUCGCCGAACUCGCCAACUGCAACAACUGCAUAUUCUUCGAGGUCCGCAAACACACCGAUCUGUACAUGUGGAUGUCCAAGACCCCCAACGGACCGAGUGUCAAGUUCAACGUCCAGAACGUCCACACCAUGGACGAGCUCCGCAUGACCGGCAACUGCCUCAAGGGCUCGCGGCCGAUCCUGUCCUUUGACAGCAACUUUGACAGUGCGCCGCACUUCCAGCUGCUAAAGGAGAUGUUCACCCAAAUCUUUGGAACGCCAAAGUCUUCGCGGAAGAUCAAGCCAUUCAUCGACCAUGUCCUGAGCUUCUCCAUUGCCGACAACCGAAUCUGGUUCCGAAACUUCCAGGUCGUCGAGAAGGAGGCUGUCAAAGGCAAGGGCAAGGACAAGGAAAUCACCCUCGCCGAGAUCGGCCCCCGUUUCAGCUUGAGUAUCAUGCGAAUCUUUGAUCGCAGCUUUGGAGGAGCAACCCUCUACGAAAACCCGCACUUUGUCUCGCCCAACCAUGUCCGUCGCCUGGAGAGAAUCGACAAGUCGAUCGAGUACAAGGCACGAGCAAUGGCCAGCGAAGCCCUGGCCGAAAAGAAGCAAAAGACAAAAAUGCCCGAGGAUCCGUUCAAAGAUGUUUUCGCAUAG